Myxocyprinus asiaticus (Chinese sucker) is the source of this 1924-nucleotide messenger RNA. RefSeq names its product aminoacylase-1A-like. Bases 153 to 1415 code for a protein of 420 amino acids. NCBI's taxonomy places the organism in Eukaryota, Metazoa, Chordata, Actinopteri, Cypriniformes, Catostomidae. The transcript has 15 exons. Gene Ontology annotation, biological process: amino acid metabolic process. Gene Ontology annotation, cellular component: cytoplasm. The record is from RefSeq and is a predicted model, not a curated record. Gene Ontology annotation, molecular function: aminoacylase activity.
GACUGGCCGAGUUCAACUGAGGAGCAAAGGUAAGUUAUAAAUCACCAUUUGAUCACUAGUACAGAUGAAGACAAGCUUUGCAUAAAGAUUCUUCACUGGUUUAGGAGACAAAUAUUCAGAGAGCUCGAACCGAAGCAGGACAGCGAUUUGAGAUGUUGCCUGAUAAAGAUGGACCGAGUGGAGGUGGAGUUGUCCAGGACAGCACUGGAAAAGAAGACCCUUCAGUGACUCUGUUCAGAGAAUAUCUACAACUCAAGACCGUCCACCCAGAACCGGACUACGAUGCUGCUUUAAGAUUCCUGGACCAGAUUGCAGAGGAGCUGGGUUUACCCAUCAAGAAAGUGGAGGUGUGUCCCGGUCGUGUUGUUGCCAUCAUGUCGUGGGUCGGCACCAGGCCAGAGCUGAGGUCCAUUGUGCUCAACUCACACACUGAUGUGGUUCCAGUGUAUGAGGAACACUGGAAAUAUGAUCCGUUCGCUGCUGUUAAAGACUCGGAUGGCAACAUCUACGCUAGAGGAACUCAGGAUAUGAAAUGUGUGACAAUACAGUACAUUGAAGCGAUUCGGAGACUGAAGGCAGCUGGGAAGAGGUUUCCGCGCACUAUUCAUUUAACGUUUGUCCCAGAUGAGGAGGUCGGUGGUCAAAAAGGAAUGGAAACAUUUGUGAAGCACCCUGAAUUUCAGAAGCUCAACAUCGGUUUUGCCCUUGAUGAAGGUUUGGCAAACCCCACCAAUGCCUUUACUGUCUUCUAUGGAGAGAAAAACCCCUGGUGGAUCACAGUUCGCUGUCCAGGAAGUCCAGGUCAUGGCUCCAGGUUUGUGGAGAACACCGCAGCAGAGAAACUACGACGAGUUAUAAACUCAUUCCUGGAGUUCAGAGAGAAAGAGAAACUUCGGCUGAACACCAGUGAGUGUUUUACACUUGGUGAUGUCACCACUGUUAACAUGACAAUGGUGAAAGGGGGCGUGGCUUACAAUGUCAUUCCAGCAGAAAUGGAUGUGAGCUUUGAUUUGAGAAUCCCGCCCACUGUCAACCUACAGGAGUUUGAAGAGCAGAUAAAAGCCUGGUGUAAAGAAGCUGGUGAGGAUGUGACGUAUCAGUUUGCGCAGAAACACAUGGAUCAGAAUAUGACGUCCACAGAGGAGAGUGACCCCUGGUGGCACGCGUUCAGCUCUACCUGCAAAGCCAUGGAUAUGACUCUGACCAAGGAAAUCUUCCCUGCCGCAACCGACAGUCGCUUCAUCAGGGAAGUGGGUCUUCCUGCCAUUGGUUUCUCUCCUAUGAACUGCACCCCCAUCCUGCUUCACGAUCACAAUGAGUACCUAAAUGAGCAGGUGUUCCUGAAGGGCAUCCAAGUGUACGAGAGACUUGUGCCCGCCCUCGCCAGCGUGCCACCUCUAAGCGGAGAAGUGUAGAUGCACUCACUCCUUCUCUCUUUUAAUCAAUCUCUCACACAGCUGCUUUUCCUUGCGAUUCUAAGUAUGGUGCUGAUUUCGCACAUAUCAAAUAAUGUAUCCGCCAUAACACCAAAGACUGGGCAGACCCCAUGAAAGGAAGAUCAUGUUGCGUUUGCUUUAAUAAACUCAGGAGUUCCUUUUUUUUUUUUUUCAGUAAUGUCUUCACAAUGUCCUAGAGAUGCUUUUAAAGUCUUAAUUGUCACAAAUUUAUAUAAACAUAGUUGUUUUAAUCACUUCAGAUUUUUUUAAAUUAAAUGUAUAGAUGAUUUCCGAGACUUGACUAAACUGUAUAUCUGUCUGCCUUAGAUGCAUUAUGUAUUUUAAUACAAAUUGUUUUAAUGCAAACUAGUUAUACUGUAUACUGAAAAUGUGUUUGCGGAUAAGUCAUUGUAUUGUGCAUCAAAUUUCAUGAUUUCAUUUCAGAGGACGUCCCACAUCUCAUACGCAAUAAAAUUGCUUAAUUUAGA